Kazachstania africana CBS 2517 is the source of this 1653-nucleotide messenger RNA. It is a transcript of the gene ENT2, whose product is annotated as epsin. Gene Ontology annotation, cellular component: clathrin vesicle coat; plasma membrane; endosome. The coding region runs from base 1 to 1653 and encodes 550 amino acids. The record is from RefSeq and is a predicted model, not a curated record. Lineage: Eukaryota; Fungi; Ascomycota; Saccharomycetes; Saccharomycetales; Saccharomycetaceae. Gene Ontology annotation, molecular function: phospholipid binding; clathrin binding. Gene Ontology annotation, biological process: endocytosis; actin filament organization. The transcript has a single exon.
AUGUCGAAGCAAUUUGUUCGUUCAGCUAAAAAUGUAAUGAAAGGUUACUCUUCGACCCAGGUCCUUGUAAGAGAUGCUACUUCGAACGAUAAUAGGGUCACAAAUAUUGAUACAUUGGAUGAUAUUGCUUCUAGAUCUUAUGAUUCUGUUGAUUUUUUCGAAAUUAUGGAUAUGUUAGAUAAGAGGCUUAAUGAUAAAGGGAAGUAUUGGAAACAUAUUGUUAAAUCGUUGACUGUAUUAGAUUAUUUAGUUAGGUUUGGUAGUGAGAAUUGUGUUCUUUGGUGUAAAGAAAAUCUCUACGUUAUAAAGACUUUAAGAGAAUUCAGAUACGAAGACGAUACUGGUAUCGAUCAAGGCCAAAUAAUUAGAGUGAAAGCUAAAGAAUUGACGUCUUUAUUACAGGAUGAAGAACGAUUAAGAGAAGAAAGGAGAUUCAAUAAUAGAAGAAAUCGUCGUAAUAACAGAAGUGCCAAUAGAAGUAGAGCUACAAGUAGAUCACAAUCAAAUAUUGGUCCAGAUGAUGACGAUUUGCAGAGGGUCAUUGAAGAAAGUAAGAAAACUGCAGAAGAAGAUGAAAGGCGUAGGAAAGAAUUGGCAAGAUAUGAUGAAGAAGAUCCUGAAUUUCAAGCUGCAUUACAGUUAAGUAAAGAAGAGGAAGAAUUGAAAAACUUGCAAGAUUUGCAAAGACAACAACAACAAUUACAAAUGUUGCAACAACAACAGACUUCUGCAAAUGUUUAUUAUGAUGUAUUUGGAAAUCCAAUCUCAUAUGAUGAGUAUAUGGAAUAUCAACAACAAAAGCAAUUGUGGGAACAACAACAAGAACAACAGAGAAUUGCUCAAGAGCAGUAUCUAGCUCAGCAACAGCAGCAAGCGUGGGAAGAACAACAACAAGCUCUUGCUCAACAGCAACUAUGGGACCAACAACAGCAGCAAUUACAACAACAGCAACAGCAACAACUCUGGCAGCAGGAACAAGUGCCUAUGGUUACUGGAUCAAAUAAUCCAUUUUCAAUGGAUAAUCUCGGCAAGGUAAAUAAUGCACCUCCUCCACAACCUGUUCCACAACCGCAACUUGCUGUACAAUCCCCUCCACAACAGAUCCCACAAGUGGCAAUGCCUCCACUGCCACAACAACAAGAACAACAACCUUUGAAACAAAACAGAACAGGCAAUGAGGAAAUCACCGAAAAAUACAGUGAAUUAAACAAUCUUUUGGCUCAAGGAACUGGUGUGGACACGUUCGGUAAUACUGGUCAAGAAAGAAUUCCAGCCCAACAUACAAAGACAGGAACUUUUAUCAACUCGCAGGGUACAGGAUACAAGCAAGUAACGAAUGAACGCUCCAAAAACAAUCCGUUCUUAAACACUCAAUACACAGGUUUACCAAGUUCCAAUAUUGUUCCUUCAAGCACUGGCUAUGGAUUUGGUAACCAGCCACAAGACUCUGCACAAAACCAAUACUCACAACAGCAACAACAAUACUCACAGCCUCAAUAUAAUCAAGCAUACCCUCAACAGCAGCAACAACAACAACAACCAAACCAGCAAUAUCAACAAAUGGCUUACCAACAGCAAUACAACUUACAGCAGCCUCAACAGCAAAGCAACAGCGCUGCUCCAGAUCAAAGUAUAAGUUUGAUUGAUUUAUGA